AUGAUAAUAAUUAUAACUUAUGCGGGUUUUGAUAUUCUCGCUGAAAAUGUCAAAAACGAUACAAUUAUAGUUAAACAAGACAAGAAUUUAUCAACGGUUUCUACUCCUUCAACAACUUCACAAAAAGAAGAUGAAAAAUCAAAAGUUUCGGGAGAAUCUUUAAACAUAACUGUACCUGAAAGAUUUCUCAACGACUCGCCCGACGACAUGUCAUUAAAACAUAACGAUUCACAAAUACCAAUAAAUAAUAAUUCCUUUAAAACAUUUGUCUCAACGAGUUCCCCGGUACUCACAACGAUUAAACCCUUACCCACUCAAUCUACUCCCUCAACCGAAAAAGAUCAUCGUUCAGAGAGGUUACCGGGAAAUAUCGGGGGAGUCCUUUCCGCUCUUAAAUCUCCCGAUAUGGGAAAAUGGAUCAUACGAAAUCCAACAACCAAUACAAUUUGCAUAAUAGCACAAAUGGCUAUGCAAUUGAAUGUAACUUACCCAGAUGAUAAUAACAUAUUGAACGCCACCAUGAACGUGCCUAAAGAUGCUAAUGCUACCGGCACCUGUAAGGAAACAUCACAAUCGGUGAACAUCACUUGGGGCCCUGGUCAUUCUUUGCAAAUUAAUUUCGGAGUUAAUAAAACUGCUAAAGAUUUUUUUGUCAGUGGUUUAGAAUUAAAUGUCAAUGCCAGCGUAUUAAGAAAUAAUUCUAAUGCAGACGAUGAUAUAAUACAAUUUAAAAGUGAAGAACAAGAAUUCAACACUCCUUUAGAUAUGUCAUACAAAUGUGAUAAAAUUCAAAAAGUUAAUUUGACGUCUUCCAAUUCUUUACACGGUGCCGUUCUAACGUUGAAAAACACUCAAUUGGAAGCUUACAUGAAUAAAACAAAAGAAGAAUUUGGUGCAGCCGACGAUUGUGAAAUAUUCGAUACGCCAGACAUUGUUCCCAUUGCUGUCGGAUGCGCUUUGGCCAUAUUAGUUUUAAUUGUUUUGGUGGCGUAUCUUAUCGGUCGAAAACGUUCUCAAAAUACAGGUUAUCUCAGCAUGUGA
Pediculus humanus corporis (human body louse) is the source of this 1041-nucleotide messenger RNA. RefSeq names its product Lysosome-associated membrane glycoprotein 1 precursor, putative. Lineage: Eukaryota; Metazoa; Arthropoda; Insecta; Psocodea; Pediculidae. Gene Ontology annotation, cellular component: membrane. The transcript has 5 exons. The coding region runs from base 1 to 1041 and encodes 346 amino acids. The record is from RefSeq and is a predicted model, not a curated record.